AUGGACCAACCUCCAAAACAUUAUUUGGAUCUCUCAAAAGCUGUGGUAAGAACUACUGGAGGACUUCCUUUGGCUCUUAAGGUUAUAGGUUCAUACUUAUUUGAUAAAGAAAAACCAGCAUCGAAAGAUAUAGUGAAGAAGUUAGCCACAAUUCCACAUGAUGAAGUGCUGAAGAAGUUGAAAAUAAGUUAUGAUGGAUUAAAUUAUAAACAUAAAGAGAUAUUUCUUGACAUUACAUGUUUUUUUAUUGGAACGGAUAAGAAUGUUCCAUGUUACAUAUGGGAUGGCUGUGGUUUCUUCCCUAGAGAUGGAAUUCAAAAUCUUUGCCAAAAGUCACUGAUUAAGAUUAGUGAAAAAAAUGUGUUACUGAUGCAUGAUCAGCUAAGAGAUCUCGGAAGAAAAAUUGUUCGCCGAGAAAACCGUAAGGAGCUUGGAGAACAUAGUAGGUUGUGGUCGCAUGAGGCAUUGGAAGUAAUGAGUACUCAAAAGUCAGAAAAUAAACAAUUGGAGGUAUUGCUUCUUGAAAGAUGUUAUAAUUUGGCUACAAUUGAUGCAUCCAUUGGUAAUCUUGAGAGAUUAGUCAAACUGAACUUGAGCAAUUGUUAUGAACUAUACCGGAUUCCAGACUUAUCAGCAAACAAACAAUUGGAGGUGUUGGUUCUUGAAGACUGUAAAAAGUUGGCUACAAUUGACGCAUCCAUUGGUCAUCUUAAGAAAUCAAUUGAAAUAUUACCAAAUGUCUCAAACUUAACAAAACUACAGAUAUUGGAGAUCGAGGGUUGUGAGAAGGUAACUGAAAUUCAGGGAGUUGAUGGGUUGCAAACUCUAGUGGUCUUGAGUAUCGAUGGGUGCAUUUCGAUUGAAAGAUCACCAUGUCUGCCAAACUUAAAGAACCUGAGGAGACUAUUACAACUGCAAGAAGUUGAUCGAGAGUCAAGGACAAUGUGCUUAAACAUGGUACGUUCUCAGUACAGUGGUGACAAUGAAGGUGGAAAUAAUACCAUUAAUGGUUGCUAA
Messenger RNA from Macadamia integrifolia, 1017 nucleotides. Its product is annotated as TMV resistance protein N-like. Gene Ontology annotation, biological process: defense response. The record is from RefSeq and is a predicted model, not a curated record. NCBI's taxonomy places the organism in Eukaryota, Viridiplantae, Streptophyta, Magnoliopsida, Proteales, Proteaceae. The coding region runs from base 1 to 1017 and encodes 338 amino acids. The transcript has 4 exons.